AUGAUGUUUUCCACAGGCUGUGACGAUAUUUUGCCUAUACAUGAAAUUCCACAGACUAAGAAGUUCUGCAAAGAACGCUGCAAAAAUAUUAUAGAUUCGUGCUCGAAAGAAGCAGAAUCAAAGCAACAGACUCCUCUUCAAUGUUUUGCCGAGACUGUUCUUGAGGAAUCGCUGCUGAGCGGCAGCUGCAUUCACACGGAAACGCUUGCCACAGGUACGAGUAACGGGCAAUGCCGCAGCAAUUUGUGUUUUCAGUUAUCAUGUGUGUCACAGUGGAAUACAUUUCUAUUCACCGUGGAUUCUGCUGCUUUUUCAGAAACGGCGCUUCCAAAAUGUUUUCCAAGUCUUACCCGGAUGAAUGAUGACGAGUCUUCAGAGUUCCGCUUCUUAGAUCCGAGCUCUUCUUCUCCACAGUGCUUGUGCCUAGCGCCCAAUGCUGUUCCCUGCACAGCCGCAGAGGUGUAUGAGACGCGCGAAAGCUUAUUCUCUUCAAUACCAGCAAAUAUUUGUCCCUCCCAGGACUCAGCUGGGGCCAUGUUCGGCAAAGGAAUGGCUGGAACAGCUGACUCAAAACUGUACUUUGCUGCCGCAGACGCUAGCAAAAUAUUUUGUCCCCUAAGCAACAGCAAGAGCAUAGCGCAGCCAAUAGACGCUGCUACAUACACCACUUUUGCAAGCUCUGCCGAGAUGAACGAGUACUGCGCUAAUGGACUUCACGCCCAGCAAGAGCUAGCUGCUAUCACGCCAUACAACGUCGACAUCAACUGCGAAAAUGUAACAUCCAAGUCGGAUGCUCUAACCUCUGAAGAAUGCAAGGCAAAAUGCGUUGAGAUCAGGGAAAGUUGUGAGGAAAAUAAGGUUGACUUCUUAUCGUGCUUCUCUACACAGCGGCAGACUACAGGUUUUGACAAUGAAUGCGCCACUAACGAUACUACUUUCCCUGGGAGAGGAAUAGUUUUCUGCAAGCUCAUACCAAGAGAUUGCAAAUACUCAGAAUGGGGAGAGUGGUCCGCCUGUAGUGCCACCUGCCGCAGCAGCAUAGGAGGAUUGGAAGGAAGUGUUAGAAUACGUACACGACGGAUUGUGGAGCCCAGCACAACUGGAGGCCAGCAGUGCCGACUGGGGAGUAUAUCGAACGAGUUCGAUGACUCAGUGACUCUGUCUCUAACGCCCAAGCCAGAGCCAUCAAUUGAAGAGUGGAGAGCUGACAGGCUUAAUUCUACCACUACCACUACACAGGACCCAAGUGUGAGAGACGACAUAACUUGCGACAUCGUGGACAUGAGUACUUUUAGCUUGGACACGCGUUUUGAUACUCAAGUGAGUAAUGUUCGUUGCUCCAGCUUUUGA
This is a messenger RNA of Eimeria necatrix, 1350 nucleotides long. Its product is annotated as thrombospondin type 1 domain-containing protein, putative. The coding region runs from base 1 to 1350 and encodes 449 amino acids. The transcript has 3 exons. The record is from RefSeq and is a predicted model, not a curated record. NCBI's taxonomy places the organism in Eukaryota, Apicomplexa, Conoidasida, Eucoccidiorida, Eimeriidae.